This is a messenger RNA of Funneliformis mosseae, 195 nucleotides long. The record is from the annotation of a GenBank genome assembly. NCBI's taxonomy places the organism in Eukaryota, Fungi, Glomeromycota, Glomeromycetes, Glomerales, Glomeraceae.
AUGAGUGAUAAGUGGGCAGGUAUAGAGAACCAAGAGAGCCCAGUUAAUAUAAAAGUUCCAUUUGAUGUGACAAAGAUCACUCAUGAUAAUAUCAAUAUAGAGGAUAUCAUAAUCACCUCUACUCAAAGUAGUGAUAUAAUCGAGAAGACGAUUGUUGUCUUUAUCACUAAAAGUGUCUUGAAGGGUUUCUCUUAA